GAGGUUCUUCUUCAUAGUCAUCAAAGGCAUCCUAACAUUGUCCAGUUAAUUGGUGUCUAUUAUCCUCCUCGUUCACAAUUACCAAUGUUAGUAAUGGAGUAUCUUCCUUUAUCACUCACACAAUGUCUGGAGAGAGAAGAGCUAUCACUUCAAAUGAAGUAUUCUAUUCUUCUUGAUGUUGCUAAAGGUUUGUGUUAUCUUCAUGGUAAACGUCCUCCUAUUGUACAUCGUGACCUCACUGCUAAUAAUGUGUUACUGACCUCUUCAUACUCAGCUAAGAUAUCAGAUUUAGGAGUAUCAAGAUUAGCCGAUACCUUUAAAAAGGAUCACCUCACUACAGCACCUGGUAAUGCUAGUGUAAUGCCACCAGAAGCUCUUGAAGAUAAUCCGGUAUAUGAUCACAAGUUAGAUGUAUUCUCUUAUGGUUGUCUCAUUCUUCAUGUACUUACUGGUCAAUUGCCUAAACCUACUAAAGAAUAUGCACCUGAACCUGGUAAGAAAAAAUCCUUCAAGAAAGUACCAGAAUGGGAAAGAAGAUCAAACUACAUUAAAAAUAUACCAAAAGAGAAUGAGCUACUUUUUUUAGCUAAGCGUUGUCUCAGUGAUAUUCCUACUGGUAGACCAGAAAUAGUUGAUUCAUGUCAUUUUGUGGAGCAAGUUCUUUCAAAAUAUCCAAAAAUGCAAAAUGUAAUGCAAUUGAUUAAAGAGAAAGAAGCAGCAGAAAAACAUAUUUGUGAAUUAAAUGCAGAAAAUGAAGCAUUGAGAGCUGAGAAAGUAGAAAUUGAGAAGCAACUGAGAGCAGAUUGUGAACGGCUGACAGCAAAAGUGGCAGGCUUACAGAAUACUCUUUCUUCAAAAGAAAAUGAAUUCAAUUAUUGCACUCAAGUACUAAAAGAAAUCAUUAGAAGUAGAGAUGAACAGCUAGUUAAGCUACAAGAAGACAAUGUGGAACUACUGAAGAAAAGAGAAGCUGAUUUAAAGGAAGAGCAUUUGACAGAGCUUGCUGCAAUGGAGGAGUAUGAAGCAAAGCUUUUGGCUGCAACAACAGAACACAAACAGCAACUUUGUGAAUCUCACAGAGAAAGUGAGGUGAAAGUAUCAGAAGUAUUAAAGGAGCCUGUGAAGUCAAGUCAAGCACUCAAAGAUACAACAGCACAGCAGCAAUCCACCCCAAUGGCAAUAGACGGAAAAGAAGGACUUGUUGCUAGUAAUAUUGUUAAGAAGGUUGGCUUAGAGAGUGAAGAUUGGUUUUUCCCUACAUUAUCACGUGUUGAAGCUGAGGCUAUACUCAAGCAAGAGAAUAAAGAUGGAACUUUUGUUGUUAGAAAUUCCAGUCAAGAAAACUAUGCCAUAUCAGUAUUUAGUCAAAAUGGUAAUGUCUACCAUUAUCCCAUUAAAAAUGAUAAAGAGAAAAAAUACUUUGUAUCUGAGAAACAUCGUUUUCCAACAGUUAUAAAACUUAUUGAAUAUUACAAACUGAACGGAGGAGGUUUAGUUACCAGAUUAAAACGACUCCCUGCUUUGUUGGUCUCUAACCAACCAGUUCUCUCAUCUGCAUUUGAUUAUAAGUGGCAAAUUGAUAAAUCUGAGCUGUCAUUUGGUAAAGAACUAGGCAGUGGAGAGUUUAAAAGGGUAGUAGCAGGUCAAUGGCGUAAUAAAGUUGAUGUUGCUAUUAAAAUGAUAAAGGAAGAUGUAAUGAAUGAAGACGACUUCAUUGAAGAAGCAAUAUUGAUGCUGAAAUUCCAACAUGAUAAUUUAGUAAAGUUAUAUGGAGUGUGUAUCAGACAAGGACCUGUUUAUAUCAUCACUGAAUUAAUGGCUAAUGGUUGUCUACUGCAGUAUAUUCGUAAUAAUCAACAUUUAGUGAAAAAAACAGGCAUUAUACUUGACAUGGCUAUACAGAUUAGUGAUGGUAUGAAGUUUUUUGAACAAUCUGGUCUUAUACACAGAGAUUUGGCUGCUAGAAAUUGUCUGGUUGGUGAUAGGAAUAUUGUUAAAGUUGGUGGUUUUAGUUUAGCAAGAUUUGUUCCUGAUGAUGAGUACACAGCAUCUGUAGGUGCCAAGUAUGCUGUUAAGUGGUCACCACCAGAAGUCAUCACUCAUGCUAGAUUUAGCAGCAAAUCAGACAUUUGGUCAUAUGGUAUUUUGUUGUGGGAGUUGUGGAGUGGUGGUAAAACUCCUUACCCAGCCUUUACUAAUCCUCAAGCGUUAGAUGAAGUUUCAAAAGGAUAUCGAUUAGAAAAACCUAAAUUAUGUCCUUCUAAAGUUUAUGAUUUAAUGAAAAGGAGUUGGCAGAAGAAUCCUUCUGAUCGGCCAUCAUUUGCUGUCCUCCUUGAUUCUCUCAAAGCCAUGGUAGGAGGUGACUACAGUGAUCCAGUAGAUUAAUUGUGCACCUUUCUAUUUUAUAUGUGCAUACAUUUAUUUCAUCUUUUUCCAUUAUCUCUUGUCUAUGAAGUAUUAUUUAAUUGCAGUGUCUUGAAUUUAUGUUGCUUAUAAUUUGUUCUUUUAGUUUUUAGAAUUAACUAGAUUUCUGUAUUUUUGCCUAUUUUUAAAAAUUAAGAUAAGAAUUAUUUGUAAUC
Molecule: messenger RNA, 2579 nt
Organism: Amphimedon queenslandica
Lineage: Eukaryota; Metazoa; Porifera; Demospongiae; Haplosclerida; Niphatidae
Product: tyrosine-protein kinase TXK-like
Exons: 13
Coding region: 85-2385 (766 amino acids)
Biological process (GO): protein phosphorylation
Molecular function (GO): protein tyrosine kinase activity; ATP binding
Source: RefSeq, a predicted model, not a curated record